UGAAUCCUCAUUCCUCACCCGAGCCCCUCUCUUCUGCCUCUCUGCCUCACUCUCUGCCCUCUGGCCUCUGCCUCUCUGCCCUCUCGUCUCUGUCUCACGCCGUUGCACAUCUCGCCGUCGCCCCCUCCCUCUCGCCGUCGCCCCCUCAGAAACACAGGAAACAGCGCCGUUGCACCUCCCAUCUCGCCGUGCCUGUAAGAACAUGAGAAUGUCAAAGAGUCUUUCCUUUAAUUUAUGAUAGUUGAAUGGGGGUACUCAAUAAAGAACCUAUUGUUUCUGACGAGAAUAGACUGGAAGAUGAUAACUUGGAAGAUCACAGUGAGGAAACACCUCAAUCUGAAUCGGAGUCAGAAGGAGAUGAAGAUGUGAGAUUGACUGAACCCGCGAAGAACUCCAUAUACAACCGAGACGGUCUCCUUGAUAAACUUGGAGAUAUUAGCUGGCCUGAAAAUGUGGGAUGGAUACACAAGCUCUCUAUUGAUAUUAAUCAAGAGCAAGACGUGGAUGUGAAUGAUGACCUAGCACGGGAGCUUGCUUUCUAUACACAAGCAUUGGAAGGAACUAGGCAAGCCUUUGAAAAGCUUCAGUCGAUGGGGCUCCCUUUUCUCAGGCCUUCCGACUAUUAUGCUGAGAUGGUGAAGACAGAUUUCCAUAUGGAGAAAGUCAAAGGCCGGCUUUUGGCAGAAAAGAAUAGGAUUGAGGAGGCUGAGGAGAGAAGGAAGGCCAGGGAGGCAAAGAGACUCUCUAAACAGAUUCAAGCACAAAAGCUGAAAGAGAGAGCUAAGCAGAAAAAGGAGGACAUAGAGUCUGUUAAGAAGUGGAGGAAGCAGAGGCAGCAGACUGGGUUUGCUGGGAGUGAAAAAGAUGCUGAGAUGGAUUUAGCCUUUGAAGAUGGAAAAGUCUUUGAGAGGUCGGAUAAGAAGAGACCCGGCGUGGCUCCAGGAGAUCGUUCUGGAGGGAAGGGACGGAAGGCAAGACAAGUCGGUGGAAAGGGGAAGAUACAAAAGAAAAGGGAAUCUAAAAAUUCGAGGUUUGGAUCUGGAGGGAGGAAAGGUAUGAAAAAGCAGAACACAGCUGAUACCACUAAUGAUAUAAGAGGUUUCAGUAGAGGCAAUGCAACUGGAGAUAAGAAAAGGAAGAGGUAGUAAAUACCCUUGAUAUGCGCUUUUUGUUGGGCAGCAAAUCGUUGUUUAAGGAUUUCAAUUUUUUUCAUGAGGGGCUUGUUGUAGCCUACUGAGCUUUGCUGCUGAUUCUAAAUUGAUAUGUAAACGUUAAGUUUUGACACUUUGUUCUAAUUGCAUGUCUUCUUCAAGUGUUCUCUUA
Juglans microcarpa x Juglans regia is the source of this 1323-nucleotide messenger RNA. RefSeq names its product probable rRNA-processing protein EBP2 homolog. The record is from RefSeq and is a predicted model, not a curated record. Lineage: Eukaryota; Viridiplantae; Streptophyta; Magnoliopsida; Fagales; Juglandaceae. The transcript has 2 exons. Gene Ontology annotation, cellular component: nuclear periphery; preribosome, large subunit precursor; nucleolus. Gene Ontology annotation, biological process: rRNA processing; ribosomal large subunit biogenesis. The coding region runs from base 246 to 1145 and encodes 299 amino acids.